GCAAAUGAAAUCGCUUUAGCGUAUAAAGGCAUCAAAAUUGCUGUAUUAAGUGAUGGUGAAAUCUAUUGCCAUCGGAAAGAGGAACGUAUUGCUAGAACAUUUGGAAUUAUGGAUAAGCGUCAUCCUGUUGUCGAUCAAAUAAUGCAGAGCGGUGACUGGUUGCUCGGCGGUGAUAUUCAAGUUUUGGAGCGGAUAAAAUUUGAUGAUGGUUUGGACAAAUACAGAAUGACACCAAAGGAAUUACGUAAUCAUUUUCAAAAAUCGAAAUGUGAUGAAGUGUUUGUGUUUCAACUACGAAAUCCUAUACACAAUGGCCAUGCACUUUUAAUGAAGGACACAAGAGAAAGAUUAUUGAAGAAGAAUUUUCGAAAUCCUAUGUUGUUGCUGCAUCCAAUCGGUGGUUGGACAAAAGAUGACGAUGUUCCUUUAAAAGUUCGGAUUGAACAACAUAAAGUUGUUCUGGAGGAAGCUGUGCUUGACCCUUCUUGGACUGUUCUUUCAAUAUUUCCAUCACCUAUGUUAUAUGCAGGUCCUACUGAGGUCCAGUGGCAUGCUCGCGCGAGAUUGGCUGCCGGAGUUACUACUUAUAUAGUUGGCAGAGAUCCUGCAGGUCUACCACAUCCUGAUACUGGAGAUUACCUUUAUGAUCCGUCCCAUGGUGCAAAGAUUUUGACAAUGGCUCCUCACCUAAUGUCUCUUAAAGUUAUACCUUUCCGUGUUGCUGCUUAUGAUAAGGUAAACUGCAAAAUGGCAUUUUUUGAUGAAUCGCGGAAGGAGGAUUUUAUAUUUAUCAGUGGAACAAAGAUGCGAAAUUUCGCUCGUAAAAAUAUUCAGCCACCAAAUGGUUUCAUGUCACCUAAAGCUUGGCAAGUUAGUAAUAUUUUUUGUUUUGUUGUUGAAAUUUUUUGA
Messenger RNA from Dracunculus medinensis (Guinea worm), 909 nucleotides. The record is from the annotation of a GenBank genome assembly. NCBI's taxonomy places the organism in Eukaryota, Metazoa, Nematoda, Chromadorea, Rhabditida, Dracunculidae.